Messenger RNA from Diversispora eburnea, 2376 nucleotides. NCBI's taxonomy places the organism in Eukaryota, Fungi, Glomeromycota, Glomeromycetes, Diversisporales, Diversisporaceae. The record is from the annotation of a GenBank genome assembly.
CGUGAUAGUAUAUUAGCUUCUUACGGCAUUCCCAACAUUCCACUUGCACGUUCUUCAAAUGGAGGUCCUAAUCGAAGAACAACUUCUGGUACUAUUGCUGGUCGUACUACCAGUAAAAGGUACUCAGUAACUGCACUUUAUUCCAUGGCUGCCGAGCAAGAUGUAGAAGUGGAAGAUGAAUUAGCCAAAGCACAAAAACGGUUACGAGAAUUAAAAGGUAGAAUUUCGGCGCAAUCAAAGAAAAAUUUUGUUCUGGAACGAGAUGUUCGAUAUUUGGAUUCUCGUAUUGCAUUAUUGAUUCAAAAUCGAAUGGCAUUGGAUGAGAAACAAGAAGUUGAAAGCCAUCUUGAAGAUAUGGAUCCUGAAGGUGGUACAUUCCCUGAUGACCGUAGAUUACAACAAUAUGGAAAUUUAUUUUUUCUUCUCCAAACUGAACCGCGUCAUAUUGCAGCUUUAUGUCGUUUGGUUAGAAUAACUGAAAUAGAUACAUUAUUACAGACAGUUAUGUUUACAUUGUACGGUAAUCAAUAUGAGAGUAGAGAAGAGCAUUUAUUAUUGACAAUGUUUCAAUCUGUCCUCUCUGCACAAUUUGAAACAACUUCAGAUUUUAAUUCAUUACUAAGAGCAAACACACCAGUGUCGCGAAUGAUGACAACAUAUACACGUCGAGGACCAGGUCAAAGUUAUUUAAAGUCUGUACUAUCAGAACGAAUUAACAGUUUGAUAGAACAUAAAGAUUUAAAUUUAGAAAUUAAUCCAUUAACGGUACAAGAUACCGGUUCUUUACCGGAUCAUUUACCACGCAGUGUGACACCUGACGUUGCAGCAGCAAAUCCAGAUGUACAGUCAAUCAUAGCACCACGCAUAACCAUGUUAAUGGAAAUUGCGAAUUCUUUCCUUCAAACUAUAAUAGAUUCAAUUGAGCAAGUGCCAUAUGGAAUACGAUGGAUUUGUAAACAAAUUCGUUCUUUGACGAAACGAAAAUAUCCGGAUUGUACUGAAUUUGCUAUUUGUUCAUUAAUUGGAGGCUUUUUUUUCCUACGAUUUGUAAAUCCAGCUAUUGUUACACCUCAAGGUUAUAUGUUAGUUGAUGGUAUACCGGGUAAAUACCCGCGACGAACAUUAACUUUGAUUGCAAAAAUGUUACAAAAUCUUGCCAACAAACCUUCUUAUGCAAAAGAAGAAUAUAUGAGAAUGCUUAAUCCCUUUGUCGAGGUUAAUAAACAGAGAAUUAAUAAGUUCUUAUUGGAAUUAUGUGAGAUUGGAGAUUUUUAUGAGAGUCUAGAGAUGGAUCAAUAUAUGGCACUUUCAAAGAAAGAUUUACUACUUCAUAUUACGCUGAAUGAAAUAUAUAAUACGCAUGCCUUACUUGUUCAACAUCAAAAUGUUUUGGCACCUUCAGAAAAAAGUCAUUUACGAAUACUUUUAGAUGAUGUAGGUCCAGCUCCAAUCCAAGUUCCUAGAAAGGAGAAUAAGACUAUUGAACUUCCAUUAUUUAACCUUGCUUCGGCACUUAUGUCAGAUAACAGUGUGACACAAAAUGAUAUUUUAUAUAUGGAAACUAAAUCUAUAUUUGUGCAAAUUAUACGAUCCCUUCCAAGAAUGGCCGGAAAAAAAACACCAGAUCUUCUUCGAAUCGCUGAGGUGGCAGCAACUGCUAAAGAUGCUACAUUAGUUCGUAAAGGUAUUAAAGUCAAGGAAAUGAUUCGAGAACUUGAAGAGGCCGGAGUAAUAGAUCGCAAAGAUGGCUAUCGUCUUAUGACAGAAGAAGUUGGUCAAGAACUAACACAUCUUGGUAAUCUUCGUGAAAAAGUCAAAGAAGAAAUUCGAUCACUUGAGGCCGUUUUUAAGACAAUAUGUGAUCAUAAUAAUUAUUUACGAAGUCAGUUAGAUAGUUAUAAAGCUUAUUUGCAAAAUGUACGACAACAAACUUCAAAGGAUUCAGUUGGUGGACCAGGAUCAAGUGUAGUCAAGGUGGGCGACAAAGAAAAGAAACCUGCGAAGAUGAAAAUAUUAGGUCCAUAUAAAUUUACACAUGCUCAGUUAGAGAAGGAAGGAAUUAUUGUGGAGAGUAAUGUUCCAGAAAAUCGGCGACAAAAUAUUUAUUUCAAUAUUAAGUCACCAAUGCCUGGAACAUUUAUCAUUGCGCUUCAUUAUAAGGGGCGUGAUGCUGCAAUAUUGGAAAUGGAUCUAAAACUAGACGAUUUGUUAGAAAAGCAACAAGAUAAUGUCAUAUCAUUAGAUCUCGAAUACGUGCAAUUAAACGUGAACAAGAUUUUAUCAUUGUUGAAUAAGACGUUCUCUAAACGAAAGACGGAUGCUUUCGGUGCUUGGAGCAAAUUGUGUCUUCCCCCCGUGCGUUCAAUAUCCAUUUAA